AUGUCGGCUACAUUGAGGUAUCGUGGCAAUAAGAGUAAUCUCAUAGAGAUUGCCAAAAAUCUGGAUGCCUUCAAGCAGGUUCCAGAAAAAUACACAGAGACAACGGAGAUUGGUGGAACACUUUCGCUUAUCAGUCGCCUGCUGAUUAUCUAUUUGAUCUACAAAGAAAUCCAAUACUAUCAGGAUGCCAAAUUGAAAUAUGAAUUCGUACCCGACACGGAAACAGAAAAAGUUCAAAUGCAUGUUGACAUAACGGUGGCCAUGCCAUGUGGUUCCUUAUCGGGUGUCGAUUUAAUGGAUGAAACCCAACAAGAUGUUUUUGCCUAUGGCACCUUACAACGGCAAGAUGUAUGGUGGAAAUUGGGCGUCGAAGAGCGAGAAGAAUUUGAGCGGCAACAGCAUUUAAAUCAUUUCCUACGUGAACAAUACCAUUCCGUGGCUGAUGUGUUAUUUAAAGAUGUCAUCAAAUCGCAUGAAGUUAGCCAACCCGAAAAGGAGCAACAUGGACAUGUGGCCCAUGAGGAGAAAUAUGAUGCCUGUCGUUUACAUGGUACCUUGGGUAUACACAAGGUAGCUGGUGUACUGCAUAUGGUGGGCGGAGCUUUACCCGUUGUCGAUAUGAUUGGUGAUCAUUUAAUGAUCGGUUUUCGUCGUCUGCCAUCGAAUUUUACCCACCGCAUUAAUCGUUUAAGUUUCGGACAAUAUUCGAAGCGGCUGAUACAGCCCUUGGAAGGUGAUGAGACGUUUGUGGCCGAUGAAUCGACAAGGGUGCAGUAUUUCCUUAAUAUUGUACCCACUGAAAUACACACGGCAUUUAGCACAAUUAAUACUUUUCAGUAUUCCGUAACGGAGAAUAUAAGGGUUUUGGAUGGCGAUGGCAGUUCCUAUGGCUCUCCGGGCAUUUAUUUCAAAUAUGAUUGGUCUGCCUUGAAAAUUAUUGUGCGCACCGAUCGUGAAAAUCUUAUUAAUUUUGUCAUAAGAUUAUGUUCGAUUAUAUCGGGUAUUAUUGUUAUAUCCGGAAUUUUAAAUUUCAUUUUAGUUUCUAUGCAAAAGAAAUUACUCUCCAUAUUUGCACCCCAGCUACUGCACAUAAGACUGAAAGAAUCCCCGGAGAAUACACCGCUGGCAAAACCUCAUCUCUUUAAGGAUAUCACCGCUACUGAGCCACCACAAUUGGUGGUUAGCAAUGAUUUGAUAGCGAAUGCCAAUAUAAUGUCCACAAAAGUAGAGGCUAUUAUUCCGGCCAUUAACAAGACAAAUGAACAAUAA
Messenger RNA from Musca vetustissima, 1269 nucleotides. Its product is annotated as endoplasmic reticulum-Golgi intermediate compartment protein 2. The transcript is spliced from 4 exons. Gene Ontology annotation, biological process: retrograde vesicle-mediated transport, Golgi to endoplasmic reticulum; endoplasmic reticulum to Golgi vesicle-mediated transport. Gene Ontology annotation, cellular component: COPII-coated ER to Golgi transport vesicle; endoplasmic reticulum; membrane. NCBI's taxonomy places the organism in Eukaryota, Metazoa, Arthropoda, Insecta, Diptera, Muscidae. The record is from RefSeq and is a predicted model, not a curated record. The coding region runs from base 1 to 1269 and encodes 422 amino acids.